Messenger RNA from Acipenser ruthenus (sterlet), 3113 nucleotides. RefSeq names its product metalloproteinase inhibitor 4-like. NCBI's taxonomy places the organism in Eukaryota, Metazoa, Chordata, Actinopteri, Acipenseriformes, Acipenseridae. Gene Ontology annotation, molecular function: protease binding; metalloendopeptidase inhibitor activity. The record is from RefSeq and is a predicted model, not a curated record. The transcript has 5 exons. Gene Ontology annotation, biological process: negative regulation of membrane protein ectodomain proteolysis; negative regulation of endopeptidase activity. Gene Ontology annotation, cellular component: extracellular matrix. The coding region runs from base 160 to 822 and encodes 220 amino acids.
UGCAUUCUGUCUGGAAGCUUGGAAUGAAAGCUGAUUGACUCCUUUUUUAGCCAAUGGUGGUUUUGGAAGGGGGGCGUGACUUUGAAAAUAAAUACUAGCCCCUGGGCAGUUUAGUUUCACAAUAAGAAGCUCUGAUCCGGAGUGACUGAAAAGACGAGAAUGAGUCCCCAGUGGUGCGUGUUUUUCUCCAGUGUGCUUGUAGCCCUGUUCGGGGGACUGACUGAAGCCUGCAGCUGUGGACCCCAACACCCCCAAACUGCUUUCUGUAACUCCGAUGUGGUGAUCCGAGGAAAAAUCGUCGGUUCUGAAGAGGCGAACUUGGAGAACCGUACAGACGGGACUGGAAUGUGGCUGCGCUAUGAGAUUAAACAAACCAAGAUGUUCAAAGGCUUUGAGAGCGUGCCGGAUGUGCAGUACCUCUACACCCCUCACGACGGAGGCCUGUGCGGGUUCGAGCCCAGCGACGCUACCAAGCAGACAGAGUUCCUCUUCUCUGGCAUGGUGACCGCUGGGGGCAGGCUGACCGUGACUGUGUGCAGCUUCAUCCAGCCCUGGAAGAAACUGAGCCCUGCCCAGAGGAAAGGGCUCAUGCACACCUACAAACACAACUGCGACUGCAGGAUCACGCCCUGUAACUCCAUCCCCUGUGAGCUGUCCACCGAAGCAGAAUGCCUGUGGACCGAUGGACUGUUCUCUCGCGGCUGGGACCACGUGCAGGCCCGGCAGUACGCCUGCGUUCACCAGGGAGACGGCACCUGCAGCUGGGCAGUGCAGAAACCCGCGCAGCAGGCUUCGGGCCUGCAUGGGGCUUCCAACCAGUAAACGGCGACUGCGAUACUAGAGAACAGCUUUACUGCUUGGGAAGGGCAGAGCCUUUAUAUAAUGCCUUCCCUUUAAGAAAACUGUCCUGGGAUUGAGAAUUUUUUUUAGUUAUAUUUAAAACCUAUAUAUAUAUAUAAUUUAUUUCUUAGCAGAUGCCCUUAUCCAGGGCGACUUACAAUUGUUACAAGAUAUCACAUUAUUUUUACAUACAGUUACUAAUUUAUACAGUUGGGUUUUUACUGGAGCAAUCUAGGUAAAGUACCUUGCUCAAGGGUACAGCAGCAGUGUCCCCCCACCUGGGAUUGAACCCACGACCCUCCUGUCAAGAGUCCAGAUCCCUAACAACUACUCCACACUGCUGCCCUACUUAGUGUAGUUGCACAGUUACAAUGUCAUUCUGCAUAGUUACAAAGUCCUUAAUCCUUUUCUCAUCCACUUGCAUAUAUUAUCUGGGCUUCACAAUGCUUACCUACAUGUUCCCAUGCUUUCAAUAGGUUUCAUUACUAGGGCUGCAAUGAUAUGAUAUGUUAAUGGCACGAUGCGAUAGCGCGAUAUGCAGCUUAUGUUUCCCCAAUUCGACCCAGGCGGAUCAAAUCCCUUUGUGAAACAUGCUGCAGAACAGUUUGAUUUCUGCUCCUGAGCCGUGGGACUGGCUGUGAUCCUCUUAAUCUCCUCCGGUCAAGAGUCCAGUGCCCCUAACCACUACUCCACACUGCUGCCCUGAAUAUAUAUAUAUAUAUAUAUAUAUACAUACAUAUUAAAUAUAUGUAUUGUUUGUAGUUCUAGAUUAUCUAAAUUGGCCUUCACUUAGCUUUCUUUGAGCAUGACUGGGGAAUACUAAAUAUCAGGACUCUACAGCGGUGUGGAGUAGUGGUUAGGGCUCUGGACUCUUGACCGGAGGGUCGUGGGUUCAAUUCCAGGUGGGGGACACUGCUGCUGUACCCUUGAGCAAGGUACUUUACCUAGAUUGCUCCAGUAAAAACCCAACUGUAUAAAGUAGUAACUGUAUGUAAAAAUAAUGUGAUAUCGUGUAACAAUUGUAAGUCGCCCUGGAUAAGUGCGUCUGCUAAGAAAUAAAUAAUACAGCAUUUCUCAAAUCCCUUCAACUCUGCCACACCCGCCUACUCCCAUAUCGAGAAAUGAUGAGAAUUCACUGUUGGAACAACGGAACCCGGAACCACUUGGAACAAUUGACUAAUUGCUCAUUAUGCCUAUAUAAAUUUCAGGUAAACACAUCUGGGCGUUUCCAUUGCAGUCUGAAUUGUAAUCCUGGAGGCUGUGUGGUCCAGUGGUUAAAGAAAAGGGCUUGUAACCAGGAGGUCCCCGGUUCAAAUCCCACCUCAGCCAUUGACUCAUUGUGUGACCCUGAGCGAGUCACUUCACCUCCUUGUGCUCCGUCUUUCGGGUGAGACGUAAUUGUAAGUGACUCUGCAGCUGAUGCAUAGUUCACACACUCUAGUCUCUGUAAGUCGCCUUGGAUAAAGGCGUCUGCUAAAUAAACUAAUAAUAAUCCUAGCCUAAUGCAGACAGUCCCCUCAAAGGGGGCGUGGCUUAGUCGAGGGUGUGGCUUUCCCUGGGGGCGUGGCUUCGUCAGAUCAGAUUCUCUUUCAGAGGGUGAUGGCUUCUUCUCCCCUUAACAGAGUGGGACCAAUGGCCAAAUAGUCCACCAUCACCUCUUCACCAACCCCAUACAACCUGAACAUUAUAUUAUUUUUAUAGCAGCAUUUAUACUAGAAAUAACUGCACGCAGUUGUCCUAGUUUUCGUUAUUUGGUGCUAUUUAAUAAACACUAUUUGGAUAGGGGCGUCAUAAUUAAAACUGAAACCUAUGCUUCAAGAAAAACUCGAAAUUAACAAUUUAUUUAGUUAUUUCUGUGACUUUUUUUUUUAACCUAAUAAAAAUAAGAAUCGAUUACAGAUUUUUUUUAUUUGAAUCCUGCUUAUAAACAAAGUUUAGCAAUUGCGUUUAUGGAAACUGUUGUCUUUUGAAUAAUUUAGUUUCCGCUUUUCUGACACUAAAACAAUUAGAAACUAAAGAACUUUUUAAAAAAAGAAGUUUUUUUUUUUUUUCCCAGGGCAGUUUUAAAAAUAAAUAAGUCUUUGCACUUAAUGCAAUUCUGUUUGAACUCAAUUCUAUCUUCUGAAUUGAAUGCAUUUUCAGCGGUAGAUUUAAAAAACGUUUUUUAUAUUCUUAUUUUUCUAUACUUUUUAAAAAAAUAGAUUUUUUUUUUUUGUAUUUCUUUAUAAACUUGUGUUUUUGUUUGUUCACAAUAAAAAUUGGAUCAAACCUAA